AUGGCAAAUGUACUUCAUCUAUCGAAAUUAAGUCGUGGUCAUGUUGAAUUAUCUGACACUGGCUCCCGUUUAGAAAUCUAUGCUGAUCAAAAUGAAAAACCACUUAUUCAUACGUCAGGAACUAAUCAACUUCCUCAUAUACCAAAAACAUAUUCAACAAAACGUGGUCCUCUUGUUUUAUUUGCUGAAACUGGUUUUAUUAAACAUUCAAGAUCAAAAUCUUAUCGAGAUAAAAGACUUCUUCAUCAUGAUUUUAAUUCACCUUCUUUAAUAAGUCCACCACCCCUUAAAAUAGGUGAAUUAAAACGAAGUAUUUUAGCUUAUGGUGGAACUCCGGAAAAUCAAUUUGCUGAUGGUGUUGUUGAUGAAGAUGGUACAUAUAUAAAUAUGAAAAUACCAUCAAAAAAACGUCCUCAUCCAUCAAAAUAUGCUGGUAUUAGUCCAAAUAUUGCUAUUAAACGACGAUAUAUGAUUGCUAGUAGUGAAGAUAAAAAACGAGAGCUUGAUUCUAUUCUCGAAUUGGAAUAUUCAGCUUCUCGUAAUCAACGUUAUUCAAUGAUGAAAACACAUGUUCUUAGUGAUGAAAUUUCUCUUCUUCCUCCUGUUUAUAGAAAUCCAGAUAUUGCUCAACAUUCUCCAUCAUUUUUAGCAGAUACUUAUCGAUUUUUUCAAAUAGAAAAUAGUAUUUCUUCAAAUGAUUGUGAAAAUACAGAACAAGUAAAUCCUGAAACACAGAAUACAUUAGAAAUUGUUGAUUCAAAAGGAAGUUGUUUAUCUUAUGACAAAUUAGAACAAUCAGAAAAAGAAAAAGUUCUUACUGAUUUACUUAUACAAACAGCUUUACAUAAUAUUGCUGAACAACAAAAUAUUGAAAUAUUUGAAGAUGCACUUAAUCGUGUACGAGAUUCAGAUAUAACUCAAAGUUUUUCAACCAUGGAUAUUCCAAUACUUGUUGACGACAGUACUCUUUCAGCUUUUCCUACGGAUACACUCAGUAAUCAUAAUCAAAAUUUAAAAUCUACUUCAUCUUCAAAUACAUCACCAUCACAACAGCAUUAUAUGUUUGGUAAAAUGCUAGGAAGUAAAUGGGCACGAAAUCGACCAUCACAUUCGAAUACUUUACCAACCAAAUCAAAACAUCAAACAAAUAAUGGUGAACAACAAAAUGAUUCAACAAAUACUGAUGAAUUUAAUAAUGAAUAUACUCAAACAGCGAGUGAUUUUGUUCAUACAAAACUUAUUCAUGCAUCUCGAUUGUUAGCACCAAUAUCGACUUCAGCUCAUCAAGAAUCUUCAACAAUACGAAAUCAACAUCAUACAACAACAAAAUUAUCUACAAGACUACGAAAAUUUCAUGAUCCUGAUUCUAAUCAACAUAAAAUAUCGACAAAACUAACACAUAGAUAUAGAAAUCAUACACAAAUAAAACAUCUUUCAUCACCUGCAGAGUCACAACAAGAUACAUUAACAGCAACAAAUCAAUUAAUUGAAAAAGAACAAACUUUAACAAAUUCAUUUUAUCGUCAACGUUCAUCGAAAAGUUCAAAACUAAAUCCAUCAAGACAAGGAACAGGAAAAACAUUUGCGACAGGUCGUUGUGUCACAUCACCAUUGAGCAUACAUGAAGAAGCAGAAAGACUUUUAGCUAUUGAUUCAUCUAAAGAAGAAGACGAUAAUGAUAAUAACGAGAGUACACGAACAUCAAUUGUCGAUGCAGUAGAAGAUGCACUUGUUCGUAAUGCAUCACAGUCACCUGGAACAAAAACAGAUGAGGAACAUGAUCAACAUGUUCAUCCAUCAGAAAUGAAUUUAACAGAAACUUCUAUAAUACCACCUGAAGUACAUGCACAGCGAUCUGCCUAUACACAUCGAUCCCAUGUAACAUUAAAAUCAAAACAUUCAUCAGUAGUUCCUCCAGGAGCAUUAUUAAUUGCACCUGAUGGUGAAAUUCUUUUCGUUGGUGGACCAUCUGGACAUCCAGAUAAUGAUGAUGAUGAUUAUUUAUCAAAACAGGAACCGUUUGCUCAUCAACCUUCAACGAAUUCUCUUGUAAUAGAAAAUAAUGAUCAACAAGGAGUAUCAGUUGCACCUUGUGUACCAAUGGUACUUGGAACAAAACGUGAACGAUUACCCGAUGAAACAGUCAUUCGACGAACUUUAAAUUUAACUGGUGGUGAUUUUAAUAGUCAAAUUGGUUUGCAAUCAUGGAGUUAUGAAGUACCUCUUGAAAGACGACAAAUCGUAUCACAAUCUUAUACAUUAAUUCCUCCUCCACCACCUAUUGGACUUUCAGCAUUUACUGGACGUAAACAUCAUCAUCAAAAACGAACUGCUCAAGAAAUACAGGAUCAUGCUGUGCUUCAUUCAACAUUAUCUAUGCAUACUGAAGCAAUUCAACAACAACGUAUUGGAAUUCAGUCAAAUAAUAAAACUCGACCAGUUACCGAAUCUCAAUCACCACUUUUUGCAUUUACAUCCUGGGCGUAUCAACGGCCACCAACACCACCAAUGAUCAAACGACCUUAUUUAUACAAACCAGAUUAUCGACCAUCUGGUGUACAUGGACAUAAACAUCCAAUCGGUGAUACAGAAACAUUAAUUCGAAGAACUAUUAAUAUUCAUGCUGGUGAUAUAGAUGCAUCAUUAAGUUUUACAAUUUGGGUUUAUGAUAUGUGGAUAAAUGAUCUAGUAAAAAGUGGUGCUGAUCCACAUUAUGUAAAACAAAUUAAAAGUCUUUUUGAUUUAUUUAAACAACGAAGAUUAAGUAAAGUCGAUUUAAAAGAUAAAGAAUUUCUUACAGCACUUGCCAAUCAUGCACAAGCAUUAGCUAGAAUUAUUUUAAAACGUUCUAAUUCUGGAUAUCAUCUUGCUGAAGAUGCACAGUUGGCGAUUAUUGAAAAUUUACGUAAUUUAAAAUAUCUUCUUGACCAACGACUUGCAAGUGUAUCUGAUGAUGAAUAUCGAGAAAUUCUUCGUGAAACACUUCAACAUGUUUUAAAUAAAGGAAAUUUAGAAAAUUUACAAAUCACUGAUGAAGUUCUUAUGGCACUUGUGGAUUAUCCAAUAGAAGCAUUCGAAAUAUAUUUAGAUCCUGAUACAGGUGAUGAAUAUAUUCGUAUAAAAAGUGCAUAUCAAACAAGAAAAAAUAAAAUAAAACCAAAAAGACCAAAGAAAAAAACAAAAAGUAAAUAUAUGUGUACAUUAAGCAUCCCUUUUUCUCAGAAAUAA
Rotaria sp. Silwood2 is the source of this 3228-nucleotide messenger RNA. NCBI's taxonomy places the organism in Eukaryota, Metazoa, Rotifera, Eurotatoria, Philodinida, Philodinidae. The record is from the annotation of a GenBank genome assembly.